This is a messenger RNA of Pyricularia grisea, 585 nucleotides long. RefSeq lists its product as uncharacterized. The record is from RefSeq and is a predicted model, not a curated record. NCBI's taxonomy places the organism in Eukaryota, Fungi, Ascomycota, Sordariomycetes, Magnaporthales, Pyriculariaceae. The transcript is spliced from 2 exons. The annotation marks the transcript as partial.
AACGAAUAUGAGCAAAGAAAGCCCUUGCUUGUCCUGCCUGAUUGUUUACCGGUCUCUAAAGAGUUGAACCCUCUGUCUGACCAAAGUCUAUUCAAAAACUGCACCGUUUGAACAGGGCGUUGCUCCACUACCUACUUCGAACCUCGUUCGGCGUAAUGGAAAGAUUUUAACGGCAAUAAGGAUUCAAAUACUUAUUCCCAAGCAAAUCGUGGUGAUUUGUAUUAAAUUUUCCCAAAGAGAAAAUGAGUGACUAAUUGAUUGUCCGCACAACUACUAUGUACCUAAAGCUCAACAUAUCUCAGUUCAAUAGUCGGGCCGCUCAAGCGGGGCAUCGCUUUACUCCGACUCCGAACCAUGAUCGGCGUUAUUGGAGCCCCUCUGCGGCAGAAAGAUCCCAUGGUUUUUAAAUUGACACUCAGGGGUUUUAUUUCCCAAUCAAUCCUAGCCUUACAGUACUGGUGGUACACUCCGAAAGGCUCCACAAAUACAAGAACUGGGGUUCGACAAUGGAUGUCUCACUCGCGUACACCCCAACUAGUCUCAGUGCUCAGACUAGACCCCCCUGCGUUGCAGGGUGGACCGAAC